Molecule: messenger RNA, 1630 nt
Organism: Procambarus clarkii (red swamp crayfish)
Lineage: Eukaryota; Metazoa; Arthropoda; Malacostraca; Decapoda; Cambaridae
Gene: Dsp1
Product: Dorsal switch protein 1
Biological process (GO): regulation of transcription by RNA polymerase II
Molecular function (GO): DNA binding, bending
Source: RefSeq, a predicted model, not a curated record
CAAUUUUUGCGGGAAACACAAAAUAGACCAAUCGCGUGCCGAGAUUGCCUUCCUAUGCUUUCUCUAUGGAAGAACGCCGUCGACUCACCCGUGGAGCCUUAGCGUUAAAGUCUACCCUUCCACAGCAUCAUGCCACGUGCCAAAUUAGUAGAUACUAAACCUCGUGGGCGGAUGUCCGCCUAUGCCUUUUUUGUACAAACUUGUCGAGAAGAGCAUAAGAAAAAACAUCCCGAUGAAAAUGUGAUUUUCUCAGAAUUUUCUCGCAAGUGUGCUGAUCGCUGGAAGACCAUGACUGACAAAGAGAAACAACGGUUCUAUGACAUGGCUGAAAAAGACAAAACUCGCUAUGACACAGAGAUGCGAGGAUACAGAGGACCUCGUCAGGCUCGUGCCACACGAAAAAGGCGUAAUCGUAAGGACCCCAAUGCUCCCAAGAGAGCUCUAUCGGCAUUCUUUUGGUUUUCCAAUGAUGAAAGACCAAAAGUGCGAGCUGCUAACCCUGAUAUGGGUGUGGGAGAAGUUGCAAAGCAACUUGGUGCAGCGUGGAGUAACACACCACCUGAGGUCAAAGCAAAGUAUGAAGUCAUGGCAGAAAAUGAUAAAGCCAGAUAUGAGAAGGAAAUGAAAGCCUUUAAGGAGGGGAACUUUGGAGCUAAGAAACUGAAAACUGCAGUUGCCACUGAAGAUGAUGAUGAUGAUGAGAGUGAAAGUGAAGAGGAAGAUGAUGAUGAUGAAGAGGAUGAAUGAACUUUACUUUUACCUUAUAAAUGACCUGAAGUAUUAUAGGGUUUUGUUUGUUUUAGACUUUAGGCAUUUGAAAUGUAAAUUCUUUGGAUAUGAACGGUGCCUUUUUCUUAAGGCAAACUGUAUAUGAAUUUAUACCGGUAAUGACAAUCCUAAUUUUGUUUUUCCUCUGCCGAAAUUUUAGUUUAAAAGGCCAGUGGUCCUUUUAUGUACGUGUAUUUUCAGAUAUGCCAAAGAAAAUGGUAUGUUUUAUUUUUAUUAAUAGGAUCAAAGAAAUUUGGUUUGGAAUUAUAAAUAUUUAUUUCUGAGUGACUAAUUUAUUUUAUUUUAUAGUUUUAGUAUCUUGGAAUAACAAUAUUACGUUGAAAACUAAUGAAUGUUUCACAUGUAUACUUGUACAUAUGGCAUUUUUGUAUGAUUGGUGGACAUUAGGAGAUCUUUGAGGAGUCUGGAUCAUUGUACGAAAUGAUCGCUAGGUUUUAGCCAGAUUGUCUAUCAUCGUCGAUGUAUUUCACCCUCAUAGCUAUUAUUUGUACAUCAUGUCAUAAUAGGGUUCUAAAUGGUCAAGCUAAUUCAUUUACAAGUCUGAUAAACAAUAGGAAUUAUUGAAUUUGGAAAUUAUUUCCCUAUAAUUUUGAUUGGCGUUUCGUAGGGAUAAGUUUUGCACAGGCGAGUGUUUGUGAGUGAUAUGAAGUGUCAGCUCCAUUCCAUAAAGUAGAGCCCAAUAUAACUAGGUAACUGUUUCCUAUUGUAAAACAGUUGGUGUAAUUAAGGACUUGAAUGCAGAUGAAUUGAGCUUUACUAUUUAUUGUAUAAUCUUCUUACACUACACCAUUUUGUUGUUGACCUUUUGUAUGAAGAGUACAAUAAAGAAUGCAGUUUGUAA